CACACACACUCACACGCCAUAUCCUCCACUGCUGCUCAGACAACUUCAGAAGACGCUGGAGUGAAAACAACUAAUUUGGACUCUUUUGGAGGCUGUGAACUAACUCGGAUGAAGGGCUCAUGUCUACUGUGUUCGUGAUGAUUGUGGAGCACACGGCAUGGAAAGGAACAUUGGAGACCAGCUCAACAAAGCUUUCGAAGCUUAUCGCCAGGUCUCCAUCGAGAAGGACAAUGCAAAAAAAGAGCUGCAGAAAAUGACUGAAUAUUACGAGGGAUACACUCAAACACUUCAGAAGCAGAUAGAGGACCAGCAGCAGAUGAUUGUAAAACUUCAAGUGAAGUUGACAUCGAUGAGGCCACCAUCAGCAGAUGAGAUGAAAUGUGAGCCCUGCAACCAUCUCCUCGAUGGGGCCAGUGCCUAUAGGAUAACACAGUACCCGGAGAAUAUGGGCCCUGUUGCUGUUUCUUCAAAAUUACCAGUCAACAGCAGAGUUGACAACAAGGACAUGCUGGACGUAUUUGAAGCAAUUCAAGGGAAAUUUCGGCAGAUUCGGUCUCUAACACAAAGACAAAAAGAUCACCUGAAAAGAUUCCAUGGAGGAAACGAAACAUCAAAUGAUCAUCAGUUCUCCAUGCCCAUCCAGUGCACGGACCGUACAGCAGAGGCAGGGGGACUCUUACCCUCAGUGCUCAGGUCAGCAGUGGAUAUCCCCCCCCAGCCCAAGUCGCUGGCGUCCCGCGGCGCCAGCCCUGAGGACCGGGACCUAGUAGACUCUCUCACCAAACUGAGUGUCAAAUUCCCGCCCUCUGCAGACAGUGAAUAUGACUUCCUGAACAGUGCCCCAGACAGACACUUUGGUCUCAUGAUGCCCCUGAAGCCACCGCUCAGUGGUGACCCGUCCGCACUGACAGAGGAGGAGCCCGUGGAACUGCCCAUGCCUUUUGUCUACCCUCCGGCCCCCUCCCACUCCACAUCAUCUUCGCUCUCCCAGGAGAGUGUGCGGGGACCCCAGCAGCCUCUCUGGAGCCCUGAGCUGUGUGAUGCAGUUGACGUGGGGACAGAGCUGGCGACGCCUCAGAGCAGCAGUCCUGAUAAUUGCGCUUUCUGCUACGCUGUGGUUCCUCAGGACCAAAUGAACAGCCACCUCUACUUGCAUUUCUCUCCUAAGAGUGAAGACGACAAUUGACAGUGUAAGCAGACUGAUGGGCCCUGGCCUUUACUCCUCCAAAGACUUUACUGUACCUGUGGUCUGCCCGACCGCCAGGAAGCACACGCGCUGUGCUGGAUUUGAAAAGACACUGCAAUAGGACUUGGAUCCAUUUAUUUAAUUUUGAAGAAUUGAAUGGUACACUUCUUUACCCAAUAUAUUUUUCUAAUAACUUGUUGAGAUUUUACGAAAGCAAGUGAUGAUGAUGCAUAACAUGGUAUAUAUGAGCAAAUAAAACCGAUAUUUACUCUUUCAA
Limanda limanda (common dab) is the source of this 1463-nucleotide messenger RNA. It is a transcript of the gene tank, whose product is annotated as TRAF family member-associated NFKB activator. The coding region runs from base 158 to 1186 and encodes 342 amino acids. NCBI's taxonomy places the organism in Eukaryota, Metazoa, Chordata, Actinopteri, Pleuronectiformes, Pleuronectidae. Gene Ontology annotation, biological process: canonical NF-kappaB signal transduction. The record is from RefSeq and is a predicted model, not a curated record. The transcript is spliced from 8 exons.